AUGAUAACACUUUUUUUCCCUCUCUUCCAUACUGGACAGGUAUACUUAAAAGAGGCGAGUCCUUCUGUAGAUUCACAGUGAGGUAAAUGAUUUAGGAGCUAAGCUGUGAAAUACAGAGUCUGCAAGCAUGUACUCCUCCUGUCCCCCUAGAGUGUCAGACCCCAAGAAUAUUCCACCAGCUUAUUGUGACUUGGGGAAAUCUGCUAGAGAUGUAUUCAACAAAGGAUAUGGGUUUGGAAUGGUCAAGUUAGAUUUGAAGACCAAGUCCUCCAGCGGAGUGCUGGAAUUUACUACUAGUGGCUCUUCCAAUACAGACACAGGCAAAGCCUCAGGCAACCUUGAGACUAAGUAUAAAUUUAAGGAUUAUGGACUUACAUUCACUCAGAAAUGGAACACUGACAACACCUUAGGCACAGAGCUCACCAUGGAAGAUAAGUUGGCUGAGGGAAUGAAGUUGAGUCUUGAAACCAUGUUUGUACCAAAUACAGGGAAGAAAAGUGGGAAGUUGAAGACAUCUUACAAACGAGAAUAUAUAAAUUUAGGUUGUAACGUUGACAUCGAUCUUUCAGGGCCGACCAUUCAUGGCUGGGCUGUUUUGGGCUAUGAUGGUUGGCUGGCUGGCUAUCAGAUGGCUUUUGACACUGCUAAAUCCAAACUUUCACAGAAUAAUUUUGCCUUGGGUUACAAGGCAACAGAUUUCCAGCUGCAUACAAAUGUGAACGAUGGCACUGAAUUUGGUGGCUCAAUCUACCAGAAGGUUAAUGACAAGGUUGAAACAGCUGUAAGUCUUGCUUGGACUGCCGGUAGCAAUAACACUCGGUUUGGCAUUGCCUCCAAAUACCAGCUGGAUGAUAAAGCCUCUAUCUCGGCCAAAGUGAAUAAUGCCAGCCUCAUUGGACUUGGUUACACUCAGACUCUCCGACCUGGUGUGAAGUUGACUCUCUCAACUUUGAUUGAUGGCAAGAAUUUCAGCACCGGCGGCCAUAAAAUCGGUCUGGGAUUUGAGCUGGAAGCUUAAUGUAGGUAUUGAUGAAGUAUUAGAUCUUUAUUUGGAAGAUGAAGGAGAAAAUAAAACCCCACAUGUUCUGGCCUUAAACUCUUCUGUGAAACUUCAAAAAGCGUGAACUCAAUAUUCUUCCAAAGAAUUGUUGUAACCCCCAACACUGAAGUCUGGAGAGUGCAACCUAAUGAAGGGCAAUACUUGAAGGAAUGCAUGGAAGUUGUAAUGGUUGUAAUGUUACAUGGAAGUUGUAAUGCUACAUUUCAGUUCAGUUCUUCAGUUAUUUUAAAAGUGUUCCUUGGAAGACAGCAUAGCAUCUGGUUAACAGGAAGAAUCUCCCACUUCCCAUCCUUCUGUGUCACUUUAUCACAUUGUGCAUGUCCGACAUUUCACGACCUUUUGUAAAACUGGUUUCUGUGCUGUAGUGAAAGCUUUGGUUUUGCAUCAAAAUGGAAAUAAAUGAAAUCACAUUUGGAACCCAAUCCUUUGUUUGAUUAAUGCUACUUUCCAAAUCCUAAAUGUUCCCCGUUUGGGACCAAACAGGCCAAGCUAGGAAAAUAAUUGUUGGAGGGGGAAUUGCAUGACAUUUUCUGUAACUCACACGGUUUUGCUGCCAAAGGAAAUCCUUUAAAAGUGCUGCUCUCUCUGCAGUAGAAAAACUAGAUUCUUUUAUAUAGCACUUGAUAGAGAAUAAAUAUAGUAGCAAGUUAAAUGACCUUUUCUUCACCAGUGGAGGAAAGAACAUGCUGAAUAGCAGCACUCACCAUUUGGGAUUUUUUUUUUUUUUUGCUAUUUCCCUCUCACAGAAUAGCAUGAUGACAAUGUGUGCCUUUCAGAUACUAUCAAUUAAUACUGCUUAACAAAUAAAUCAAUAAAAUAGCCACUGUGUUAAGUCUGUUUCUGUAUUGAAAUUGGUAAUUUAUAGCCUUUAUUACAACAAUACAUAUUUUUCCAUCAUGGGUCUACUGUAAAAAAAUAAUGAGAUCCUUUUUUUGCAGUUGGAGGACAGAUAAUUUUUUUAAACUGAUCUGAGACCUGCAGAACAUUUGACUUGGGAAAAAGAUUCAGGAAAAGACUUUAAGGCACAAAGUGUUAUCUUUUAACAAUGUGUUUUAAAAUGUAAGCUUCAUGUAUCCAUUUAUUCCUCUUUUUAGAAAAAAAUAUAUCACUGGGAAUAAUUGAACCAUGGAAUAUUGGUGGUUCCUCAAAUCCUAGGAAUUUUGAAAUUCACCGCUUUCAAUAUUUUUAACCAUAACUCAAUACAAAACCUGGCUAGAGGGGACCAAAACUUUUUGCCUAUUCACAAUU
Molecule: messenger RNA, 2308 nt
Organism: Thamnophis sirtalis
Lineage: Eukaryota; Metazoa; Chordata; Lepidosauria; Squamata; Natricidae
Source: RefSeq, a predicted model, not a curated record